AUGGACCGGCCCCCGAAAAGACAGCGUCUAUCCGGGGACGUCAAGGAGUCCAAGACAGGAAAUAGACACCCUGGUCCUCAAUCUCUGAGCCGGGCCAUCAGCCCUCCUAAGAAAAGGAACCGACACGGCGAUCGUAUUGCAUCACCUUUCCAGCUUACCCGCAUUCGAGAUUUGCCUGAAGCCGCGAACAAGGAUACCGUUACGCUGAAAGACAUCCUCGGUGAUCCUUUGAUUGCUGAAUGUUGGGAGUUUAACUUCUUGCACGACAUACAUUUCCUGAUGAGCCACUUUGACGAGGACACGAGAAACCUAGUCAAGGUCCACGUUAUCCAUGGUUUCUGGAAAAAGGAGGAUCCGAACCGGUUGGCUCUCCAGGAAGAUGCAGAAGCAUACCCAAAUGUCGAGCUCCAUGGCGCUUUCAUGCCCGAGAUGUUCGGAACUCAUCAUUCCAAAAUGAUGGUUUUGAUCCGCCACGAUGACUCGGCCCAAGUGAUCAUACACACGGCCAACAUGAUUGUCAGAGACUGGACGAACAUGACCAAUGCUGUCUGGCGAUCGCCGUUGCUUCCACUCCUUUCUGACGAUCAUGCCGAAGAUGCUUCGGCAACCGACCAUCCUUUUGGGACAGGGAAGAGGUUCAAACAUGACCUGCUUAGCUACUUGAGAGCCUAUAAUGCCCGCAGACCAAUCACCAGAACCUUGGUCACCCAUCUGUGCAAUUACGACUUUUCGAGUGUGCGAGCUACAUUCAUCGCUAGCGUUCCCGGGCGCCAUCCCAUUCACGACACUUCACAGACGGCCUGGGGCUGGCCGGCGCUUAAGAGAGCAUUAGGCAGCGUCCCUGUACAAGAAGGGGAGUCCGAGAUCGUGGUCCAGGUAUCGUCCAUCGCCACUCUGGGACCUACAGACAGUUGGAUUCAGAAAUGUCUCUUCGAUUCUCUCGCAGCGUCAAAAAACAAACCAUCGAGCCGCCCUAAACCAAAGUUCAAAGUGGUGUUCCCAACCGCGGAUGAAAUCAGACGAAGCCUUGACGGGUACGCAUCCGGUGGUUCAAUCCAUACGAAAAUCCAGUCUCAACAGCAGAUGAAGCAAUUGCAAUACCUGCGGCCCAUCUUCUGCCAUUGGGCAAACGAUGCCCCGGAAGGAAAGAUGUUGUCCGAAACAGCGGCAAUCCAAAAAGCCGGUCGAGAACGAGCAGCGCCGCACAUCAAGACCUACAUUCGUUACGGCGAGAAGUCGAUAGACUGGGCCCUCGUCACCUCGGCCAAUAUUUCCAAGCAAGCAUGGGGCGAGGCAACGGGAGCGUCGCAAGAGGUUAGGAUCGCAUCGUGGGAGGUCGGAGUACUGGUCUGGCCUUCUAUCAUAACGGACAACGCGACGAUGGUCGGUACCUUCGAGACGGACAUGCCUCCCAGAGAGGGAGGAAGCGGAGAUACAGUAGUCGGAUUGAGAAUUCCCUACGAUCUGCCACUUCAGUCCUACGGCAAAGAUGAGAUACCCUGGGUGGCGAGCAUGGCCCAUACGGAGCCAGACAGGAUGGGAAGAUUCUGGGGCGCCGAGUAG
This is a messenger RNA of Colletotrichum destructivum, 1563 nucleotides long. Its product is annotated as Putative tyrosyl-DNA phosphodiesterase I. The transcript is spliced from 3 exons. Lineage: Eukaryota; Fungi; Ascomycota; Sordariomycetes; Glomerellales; Glomerellaceae. Gene Ontology annotation, biological process: DNA repair. Gene Ontology annotation, molecular function: 3'-tyrosyl-DNA phosphodiesterase activity; single-stranded DNA binding; double-stranded DNA binding. The record is from RefSeq and is a predicted model, not a curated record. Gene Ontology annotation, cellular component: nucleus. The coding region runs from base 1 to 1563 and encodes 520 amino acids.